This is a messenger RNA of Beauveria bassiana ARSEF 2860, 990 nucleotides long. RefSeq lists its product as uncharacterized. NCBI's taxonomy places the organism in Eukaryota, Fungi, Ascomycota, Sordariomycetes, Hypocreales, Cordycipitaceae. The record is from RefSeq and is a predicted model, not a curated record. The transcript is spliced from 2 exons. The coding region runs from base 1 to 990 and encodes 329 amino acids.
AUGACCAAGCCUCGCCCCUCGGACGUCUUCUUCUUCAGCUGCCCCCGGACGCUGUCCAACCUCCUCGUCAAGCUGCUCUCGCAGCAGCAGGGCUGGGAAGGGUCAGGCUACUACUUUCACUCUGCAUGCAUGUACGCAGUCGAAAACUUUAGCUACUCGGUCGACGCCGAGGCGCCGCCCGAGAAGCGGCAAGAGUUUGUGCGGCAGCUCCGCGAGGGCUUUGCCAAGAUGGAGGCUGCCCGGGACAAGGCUCACAGAAAUGGCAACGCCUUGUUCCUCAAAAACCACUGCGCGCAAAUCUGGAAACCCUCUUCCCUGUACGAAGCCACCAAGAACGGCCAAUUCGCCGCCGAAUUCACCCUCGACGACGACGACGACGCUCCGCCCCUUGCGCACACCAACCCCACGAUGCUGCCCGACCCUUACCUCGUCUCCUUUGUGCCCAUCUUCCUCAUCCGCCACCCCGCCCUCAUGGUUGACUCGUGGUUCCGGGCCUCGACGAGCGCCGGCCACCCGCCCGACCCUUGCCUCACCACGCGCGCGCGCAGCCACGGCCUCGGUCUCGCGCGCGAGCUGUACGACUGGUACGCCGCAAGGCUCUUGACGACUGCCACGUCGGACGAGUCGCGGUCGCCGCCGCCACCGACGCUGGGAUGUAAAGGGGUGCCCAUCGUGGUGGACGCCGACGACGUGCUGGAGGGGGACACGGUGCCUCGGCUCACGGCCGUCAUCAGCAUGGAUCCCGCGCAGGUGCUGCGCGGGUGGGAGGCGCAGUCGACAGAGGGAAUGGUCCCCUUGGACAAGAGCUACAUGCAGGGCAUCUGCGACUCGACGGGCAUCGACACGUCCAAGAGCGCCAGGCGGCUGGAUGUUGAGGCCAUGUACAGGAGCUGGCGCGAGACGUACGGCGACGAGGUAGCUGAGUACAUGGUCAAGGUGACGGAGAGCGAUCUGCCAAAUUACGAGUACAUGAAGAGUAAGAAAAUGUAG